This is a messenger RNA of Hevea brasiliensis (rubber tree), 2430 nucleotides long. RefSeq names its product B3 domain-containing transcription factor NGA1-like. NCBI's taxonomy places the organism in Eukaryota, Viridiplantae, Streptophyta, Magnoliopsida, Malpighiales, Euphorbiaceae. The transcript has a single exon. The coding region runs from base 608 to 1870 and encodes 420 amino acids. The record is from RefSeq and is a predicted model, not a curated record. Gene Ontology annotation, molecular function: DNA-binding transcription factor activity; DNA binding.
AAUAAUGCAAUACCACCCAGAAUGAUAACAAUGACAAGCUCACAUGAGCCCAAUCAGAUAAUACAUGAGGUCCCCACGUAUAAACUUGAAACGCCUCCCUCCCAUUUCUCUCUUUCUCAACAAAUUAAAAAGAGAGAAGAAAAAAAGAUAGAAUUUAUUCAGGAAGAAGAAGAGGGCAUUCCCUAAGUCCUGAAUUAUUGAGAAGCUUCGAGCGAAGGAGGCUCCUUCUUCCUCCUCUUCUUUUCUUUCCUUCGGUUUCUCUCCCUCAAUACACUUCAUUCACUUCUGCAUCACCUAUUAAUUCACCCUUCAUACAUACUAAUAUAUAUAUUUGAGGUCAACAGCAAGAAGAACUUGCACUCUUUGAAACGUCUGUGCUGGGCUUCUUUGUCUUGUCUACUCUUACGUACUUCUGUGUUGGAGUCUUCUCGAUCAAAGAAGAUAUCUGCUUCUUCUUGGUCUCUCAGUUUUGCCUAAUUAUCUCUAACCCUAGAAAACUCAACACUUUAUUUCUUCUGUUUUUUCUUUUUUAAUCUAAGCCCUUUCCCACUUCUUUCCUUCCAUGGAAUUAUUUCUCCUUUGAUUUUCCUUUUUCUUCUACCGCUCUAUGCUCAUCCCAUAUAGAUCCACCCGACAAAACAUGGAAUUUGGAUCCAGUUUUAGCGAAGAUAGCCAAAUGAGUAAAGAUAAGCUCCCUUUCUUCUGCUCAUCUUCCUCCUAUUCAUCACCUUCUUCCUCUCAGCACAAGGGCCACCUGCUCCCUUCAUCCCAAAUCCAUGACAAACACAACGCUCAAAUGGGUUCUUGGUUAGGCAGCAAGUAUGACGAACAAGAAGACACCUCCAGGUUUAAUGACAGCAGAGCUGCAUCCAAACUUGAGCUUAUGGAUGUCAACGAUGAGCAACAAGGCAGGCCACAAGAAUCCACUGCUGUUGCUGUCAUAGGGAAGGAACAUAUGUUUGAUAAGGUAGUCACACCAAGCGAUGUUGGCAAGCUAAAUCGACUUGUGAUCCCAAAGCAGCACGCAGAAAAGUACUUCCCGCUAGAUUCAUCAACCAACGAGAAGGGCCUUCUUUUGAAUUUCGAGGAUAGGACUGGGAAAGCAUGGAGAUUCCGUUACUCCUACUGGAAUAGCAGCCAGAGCUAUGUGAUGACCAAGGGUUGGAGCCGUUUUGUAAAGGAGAAGAAGCUCGAUGCUGGUGAUGUUGUGUCGUUUCAGCGAGGGGUGGGUGAGACGGGCAAGGAUCAUUUCUACAUUGAUUGGAGGUGCCGCUCUGAUGCACAGGACCUAACCUCUCACAACCACCAUCACCGUCACCGGCAGCACCACCACUCCUCAUCCACCCCUUGGAGUCCCCUACUAAUGCGGCCGCCAGCAGUGCCGAUGAUGCCUAGGGACCACAUCCACUUGUUGAAUCCCAAUAGGAAUGCUUAUUACAAUUGUGUUGGUGGUGGAUCUUCUUAUGGCUAUGGUUAUAAUAGCAGCAAUUACAGCAAUGUGGGCGCAAAGCCUUAUCCUUCUUCGGGGACAAUACUUUACAUGGGGUCGGCAGCCCCACAACAGGUUGGAAUGGGGAUGGUGCAAUGGCAGCAACCAGGAGGGGGUGGGAUUGUGGAGCCAAUGGUGUAUGAGUCGGUGCCGGUGGUCCAAGGGAAAGCGGCUGCAAAGAGACUGAGACUGUUUGGGGUAAACAUGGAGUGCCCCAUGACGGAUUCUGAAGAAUGCGACAAAUUGUCCUCAGCCACAGCAAUAUCUCGUCCUCAUCAUGCUACCAUGGCAUUUCAGGCUCCUCAAAUUUCCUCACCUUCCCACCAUUCCCUACAAUUAACGCUCUUCAAUGGCAAGCCGCUUCCACCCAAUUUGUCCUGAAAGGGAAGUCAUCCAUGUCCCAAGAUUUGGAUAUCUGAUUUGUUUUUGCGUCCCAACACGUAUUAUCAACAAAGAAAACAGCAAAUUGAUUAAUUAAUCCCCUUUCUUGCUUUUAUCCUUCUUCUUUUUCAAAAUUGUUUCUUAAUUUGAUGCUCACCCGAGAAUUAAAAAAAAUAGAAAUGCUGCUUCAUCAAAGUCAUUACUUGCUCAAUAAUGAGGGAACAUAGAGGGUCGUACGUUGUGGUAUGUGAAUUCAUGCGAUUGCUCACACUGGUACACAACACAGCAAUUUGCUGAAGGUUUAGACUCUGUAGUUUUCAAUCGGCGAAAAGACCUUCCCUGUUGAGAGCUCAUGCCAAAUCUUUUUUCUUUUCUUUUCCUUUCCUUCUCAACUCCUGUAUAAAUAUUUAUGAAUAAUACAUAAUUGUAUAAAUAGAUGGAGAUUUCAUGUCGUCUUUUCUUUUUGUAGGGCCUGGUUUUUCCCCACAUAUAAACAUGUAUAUGAAUUACAUGCAUGGUUUCUCUCAGUGAUUUUUAAUUUUCCGACAGCUUUUGUUCUC